Molecule: messenger RNA, 351 nt
Organism: Rotaria sp. Silwood1
Lineage: Eukaryota; Metazoa; Rotifera; Eurotatoria; Philodinida; Philodinidae
Source: the annotation of a GenBank genome assembly
AUGAAAUCAAUAAACCAUCGAAAGAAAGCUUACGCGCUCGUGCGCAGGUAUGCUGAUCAAUUUGCACGUAUCGAAUGUAGAUUAGUGGCUAAUCUAGAUUUUGCUAAACAUCAUGGUAUGAAACCUAAUAUCAAUAUUCAAGAAGAACUGAGUCGAGGUGGCUUCUUCUCGAUACAUUCUGCAUCAUGGGAUGCUGAACAAUCACUUGUCGCCAAAAUUAUACUUGAUCCUAUGGCACAUCCUGAUGUAGCUUAUCUAGAAGCACAUUUUCAUCGUACUGUUGCCAAAUUAAAUAUUGAACGCACGGUACCGCUUCAAUAUCUCUACGAAGAAGAUAACAUACAACAUUAA